Molecule: messenger RNA, 1611 nt
Organism: Populus euphratica (Euphrates poplar)
Lineage: Eukaryota; Viridiplantae; Streptophyta; Magnoliopsida; Malpighiales; Salicaceae
Exons: 3
Coding region: 222-1178 (318 amino acids)
Source: RefSeq, a predicted model, not a curated record
CUGUUCUAUCUUCGUGCUACAAACAUUCCAUGCCUUAAGUGCCCACGAGCUGACAAACCCAACCUCUCUCAAUUUCCACACGGUCACCAUCAUUUCCAGCAAGCCCACGGAGAAAAAAACCCCAAAUUCUCCAAUUUUAUAUGACUCAGUGCUCAAUCAAAGCAAAAUCUGAUUAAGACCUAAGAGCGUGUUUGCAUUCUUUGAGGACACUCCACAAAAAAAUGCACGCCAAGACAGACUCAGAGGUCACUAGUCUAGCACCCUCAUCCCCCACAAGAUCUCCUCGCCGGCCAGUCUACUACGUACAGAGCCCAUCACGUGACUCUCACGAUGGAGAGAAAACUACGACGUCUUUUCAUUCCACCCCUGUACUCAGCCCCAUGGGAUCCCCACCUCAUUCUCACUCCUCUGUUGGCCGCCACUCGCGUGAAUCCUCUUCGAGCCGGUUUUCUGGGUCGCUGAAGCCUGGAUCGCGCAAGAUCUCACCAAACGAUGCGUCUAGAGGGGGUCGAAAGGGACAAAAGCAGUGGAAAGAGUGUGAUGUUAUUGAAGAAGAAGGACUUCUUGAUGAUGAAGAGCGUCGAAAGGGUCUCCCUCGUAAAUGCUAUUUCCUAGCUUUUGUUGUUGGUUUCUUUAUCCUGUUCUCUUUUUUUUCUUUGAUUCUUUGGGGGGCAAGCAGGCAACAGAAACCCAAGAUCACAAUGAAGAGUGUUACAUUUGAGCAAUUUAGAAUCCAAGCUGGUUCUGAUUCAACAGGAGUAGCAACUGAUAUGAUCUCUGUGAACUCCACAGUGAGGAUGACCUAUCGCAACAAAGGAACAUUUUUCGGAGUCCAUGUGACAUCAACACCUGUGGAUCUAUCCUACUCUGAAAUCACUUUAGCAUCAGGAAGUAUCAAGAAGUUUUACCAGUCAAGGAAGAGCCAGAGAUCGGUAGCGAUAUCUCUUAUCAGCGAUAAAAUACCAUUAUACGGGAGUGGGGCUGCGUUUAGCAGUUCAACAGGGACAGCUACAUUACCAGUGCCUCUAAAAUUGAACUUCGUUGUUAGAUCAAAAGCAUACGUUUUGGGAAAAUUGGUUAAGCCAAAAUUCAACAAGAGAAUCGAGUGUGAUUUCACUUUUGAUCCAAAGAAGCUCAACGUGCGAAUCUCGCUCCACAAGGCUUGCACAUAUGAUUGAUCAUCUGUCAUCACAUGAAGAGGAAUUUCACAUUUUUUCUUUUAAUUCAUUAUUUUGUUUCGAGGACAAGAACCUAGAAAGUCAGUGUGGAAAUGGAAAACAGCUCAGCAGGCAAACAGGGCAAGGCGAGUCACACACGGUAUUGGACCUUUUGGUUUGCCCAGCUGCCCAUUGGGAGAAAAUAACGCCUUGCAUUCGGCGGUGCGUUGUGAGUUGUGAGUGGUGACUCUCUAUUUGUUUAUUUUCCCUACACAUGUAUUAUAUAUAUAUAUGGCUAGAAUAUGAUGUAAACAUGAGUGUUAAUUCAUGUGUUAGCGCUACCAUUCGUGUAAUUUAGUUCUUUGAUAAAGCUUUACCCCACGAUGUAAUCUUGUUCACAAGUUAUUUUCCUUUGGUCUCUUAGAAUUCAUCAAGUGGCCUGUUAAAUUUGUUA